GUCGGAAAACAUGGAAUUUGACCAAAUCCUGUUUCAGUCCCGUGUUGAGUUCUUGCGCCAACCCAACCUUACCAUGUUCCCAGCUGCUGUCUGGCUGAUUUUGCUGGUGGCCCUCGGCCCCUCCUGGGCCACGGGGGCCCAGAUCCAGGAGACCGAGGAGGGGGACGUUUUGAAGCUGGGCGCCUGUUUCCGAGGCUCGGCUGUGGAAGCUGGGGCGCUGAACCUGGGGCAGAGGUGGGGAGACCCCUCCCCAACCGCCACGCUCUUCAUUGACUUGCGAACGGUAACCAGUGCGGUUUCCUCCUUCGACUUCCGGACCUUUGACUCGGAAGGGGUGAUCUUCUACGGGGACACCAGCCCCACCGUCGACUGGUUCGUCCUCGCGUUGCGUCGGGGGAAACCGAUCGUGCAAAUCCACAACACCCUCACCAACAUCACCGUCUCCGGGGGGCGGCGUCUCGACGACGGCCAGUGGCAUCGGAUCACGGUGAAGAACGAAGGACACUUCGUGAUGUUGUUGGUCGACGGAGAUGAUCAACUCACCCUCAGCCACGUCUCCCACCCGAUCGUGAACCGGCCCACCCCUGAGAUGCGUAUCGGAGUAGGAGGCAUGUUCAUUUUGCCGAACGAAUUGCUCGUCCCGCUGAACCCAGCCCUGGAUGGCUGCAUCAGGCGCUGGGACUGGCUGAACACGAGCCAAGAGUGGCACGAGGGGGCAUCCUUGCACCACCGCGACGCCAAGGUCUGUUUCGCGACCGUCCAACGUGGCAGCUUCUUCCGCGGCGACGGGCAGGCCGUCUUUGCCCUGUCAGGCCUCCCCAGCGGGCUCAGCCCCACCGACGGCAGCUGGCAGCUCUCCGUGCAACUGCGGAUCGGGGCCGCCCCCCAGCUCAGCACCCUGCUCGCCGUUUCGGGGUUGAAGCAGCUGCCGGUCCUGCGCCUGGCCCUCCAGCACAAGGAUCUGACAGCCGAGUUGGGUAACCAGACAGUUCUCCAGCUCCCCCUCCCCGAAGGGGGCUGCCUGGACGCCCCCCUCCUCCUCCGCCUCACCCCCUCUUCCUUCACGCUACGUCUGGGCGACACCGAGAUCACCAAGCCCACCUCCAGGGCCGAUUUCGAGAGCCUGCAACAGCUUUGGCUGAGCAACAGGGGCAGCCUGGUCAUUGGGGGCGAAUCCGGAGAGGAAAAAUCUCAGGAGGCUCAUUUCUUCCAGGGCUGCCUUAGCGCGAUCCGGGUUCAAGGCCACGAAUUGGACUUCGACGAAGCUCAGCACCGGAGCAACUCCAUCUCGGCCCACAGCUGCCCCGCGAGCGUGGAAGGCAAAGUCGACGGGGACGAUGGGCAUUAAAAAGGGAUCGGCGGUGCUACUGCACGACGCGCACACCUGGACGGUUUUUCCACACCUGGGCCCGUGUGUCUCCGCCUCCCUCCGUUCUGCCUUCCGUGAAUGUGUGCGACUUAAGUUCCCCGUAGCCGCAACAUUGGGCAUCGGUGUGAUUGUUGACCGUGGGGCCGCCGAACAGCUCGGUGCCAAGCCAGAUUGCGGUUGUGUUGACGGACAAUUGUGGGAAUUGGCAGUGAUGGUAAUCUCCUACGGACUCCAAGUUUACUCGGCCCCUGCAGAAUUAGUGUCUCGUUGUUGUAUCCACGAAUGCUGGCCGACCGUGGGAACUUUAAGAUGGACGGACUUCAAUUCCCAGAAUUCCCCAGCCAGCUAAUCACUUUUCCAUUUAAUUCUAAUAUAUCAGUUUUCCAUUUCAUUGUCACGCCAUCUAGUUUACCUUAAGCUAGAUUAUUUUAUUAAUUUAGCUUGUCAUGGGUUAUUUUUUUCACUUUUCUGAAGUCAAGGUAUAUUACGUCAACCGCAUUCCCACCGUCUAUUAAGAAAGUUAUCCAAUUAAAAAAAAAAAAACAAUAAAGGUAGUCUAGACAUA
Pantherophis guttatus is the source of this 1934-nucleotide messenger RNA. It is a transcript of the gene SHBG, whose product is annotated as sex hormone binding globulin. The record is from RefSeq and is a predicted model, not a curated record. Gene Ontology annotation, molecular function: steroid binding. NCBI's taxonomy places the organism in Eukaryota, Metazoa, Chordata, Lepidosauria, Squamata, Colubridae.